Messenger RNA from Malaya genurostris, 896 nucleotides. RefSeq lists its product as uncharacterized. NCBI's taxonomy places the organism in Eukaryota, Metazoa, Arthropoda, Insecta, Diptera, Culicidae. The record is from RefSeq and is a predicted model, not a curated record. The transcript is spliced from 3 exons. The coding region runs from base 54 to 677 and encodes 207 amino acids.
CGAGUGCGUAGUGCAAUUAACUAAUUAAUUUCGCUCCAAUCAGCCAAAAGAAAAUGUUUCAUUUACGAAGCACACUAGUGGUUCUGGCGGUGACGUUGGUCAUGGCCUUGGCAGCCAGCAGCACCAAGGAAGAACAGCAGAUGAUCAAUCUGAUCGAUGAAAUCGACGGCGAGUCUAGUUUUCCGCUGUUCGGUGGAUUAAGCAUCGAACGGGACGAAUCGGCCGAUGGUCGGUCCUUUGCAGUUACCGGCGAAGAUUUGGCCGAUCGUGUCGUUCGGUAUCUGAAUGGACACAGCGUUAAGUUCAACAUCCCGGCCGCAGAGGACAACGAGGGUCGGGCAAUGGAAGCUCGCAGCAGUCGCCUGAAGAAAGUGUUCCUUCCGCUGCUGCUCGCACUGAAAUUGAAGAUGUCGAUCGUCUUGCCAAUCCUGCUCACCAUCAUCAAGCUCAUCUCGCUGAAGGGACUGGUCGCCGGUUUAUUGGCACUGAAAUUCUCCAUCUUCACCUUCCUGAAGGAUCUGUUUAACAAGAAGCAGGAACGUGUGACCACUGCCUACAUUACCAGUGCGCAGCCGGUGAAUGCCGAAAUCGUCCACCAGGACUGGCACCGCAACGGUCAGGCUUCACCCCAGGAACUUGCCUACGGUGCCUACAAUCCGUACGCUACUCUGCAGUGAAGCAACGAAGAGGUCGACGAAAAGCUACUUCAUCCUAUCUGAAAACCAAAAAUGACCGGCACGCGAAUGAUUGCAUCGAUUCAACCGACGAGGGCUUAUUUAUUUAAUUUAUUACAUGGCAUCUUUCAUUUCAGUUCUCAUUUUGUGGUCAUAAAAUUCAUUCUCCAUUUCAUUGUUGUUUGUUACGAAUCGUUGUUGAAUGAGUAAAUUUUAAAAUAU